AAUUUCUCAGUCUGAUGAUUAAAUUCUGAGGCAAGAGAUAGGAAGAAAGAGGGAGUGGAAGUAACUCCUCUCUCAAAAAAGAGAAUUGAGAUUUGAGCAUAACAACACAAAUUUUGGUUAUUUUUUCAACCUCUCAUUUGUUUGAUUCUCUUCUAACUUUGUAUCUGUUUAAUUAAUGACGGAUCACUUAGGGUCUUCUCCUCUAAUCCCUCCUUCACCCAUCACCGAGAUCGACCUCGAAGCCGGUUCCACCGAACUAAUUCAGUGCCGUAUAUGUCUUGAAACUGAAGGUAGAGAUUUCAUAGCUCCUUGCAAGUGCAAAGGUACAUCAAAAUAUGUACAUCGAGAGUGUUUGGAUCAUUGGCGAGCAGUUAGGGAAGGGUUUGCAUUUGCUCACUGCACUACCUGCAAGGCUCCAUAUCAUUUGCGUGUUCAUGGUGCUGUUGAUAGGAAAUGGCGUACCUUGAAAUUUCGGUUUUUUGUCACCCGAGACAUUUUGUUUAUAUUCCUGGCUGUACAGCUUGUCAUUGCUUCACUGGCUUAUUUGGUUUAUCUAGUAGAUGGUUACCAACAGUAUUGGCUUCGUCUUGUUUGGAGUUUUGAUAGUGAGCUGAGCUUUUACUACAUAUGUGGAGCGCUGUUGUUUUUUGUGUUGCUUGGCCUGUCUGGGUGCUUCAUUACUUUUUAUGAUCGAAGAGUUCGCAAUGAUUUGGCUCAGCCUUGUCGUGAAAUAUGUCUCUGUUGCUGUCAACCUGGAGUUUGUGCGGACUGUCAUUUGCCAGGUACUCUUUGUAUGUGGACUGAUUGCACCGCAUGCUUUGAGAGCUGUGGAACCAUGGCAACUGAAUGUGGUGGUUGCAUGGGAGGUGCUGGGGAAGCAGGGCUACCAUUGUUAUUCAUACUGGCUUUGAUUUUUCUGGGACUCUUUACUGUAAUUGGCAUAUUUUACAGUGUAUUAGUGGCUACCAUGGUUGGACAGCGGAUAUGGCAGCGUCAUUAUCACAUACUUGCAAAAAGGAUGCUAACCAAGGAGUAUGUCGUUGAGGACAUCGAUGGAGAGUUAACAGGGUCUGAUUGGUCUCCUCCAUCUCUCCCACCCGAGCAUGUUCAGCAGCUGAAAACAUUGGGCCUCCUAUGAGUUUGAAGGAGUCAAUCUACCUGCUGAGGAGAAUGACAGUAGAGGUAACACUGGCACCGUGUUUGGUAGUUUGGUCCUUGUCAGGACUCAGGGAGAUAUGCUAUUAGUUGAUAAUUUCUGAGCCACUCAACUCAAUUAGUUUAGAUAUAAUUGUGCUGCUAUAUGGAAAAUUGUUCUGUCUACAAAUGUAAAGAAAUGGAAGAGAAAUCUUUGAAUAUAUCUAAUUACAGGUAUAUUG
Messenger RNA from Gastrolobium bilobum, 1376 nucleotides. RefSeq lists its product as uncharacterized. Gene Ontology annotation, molecular function: zinc ion binding. The transcript has 7 exons. NCBI's taxonomy places the organism in Eukaryota, Viridiplantae, Streptophyta, Magnoliopsida, Fabales, Fabaceae. The record is from RefSeq and is a predicted model, not a curated record. Bases 176 to 1138 code for a protein of 320 amino acids.